GCUCCCGCCCGCUAAAACCCUAAACCCCGUUCCAUGCUCUGUAAAUGGAGACCGCUCCAGUUUCCCCAAAAAUCUCACAUUGUCGCUUCUCUUUCUUCCCUCAUCUUCACUAAACCCUCAGUCUCUGUCGCAAAACUCGAUGCCGACCCCCUGACCACCGCCACCGCCACCACCUUCAUCUCUUCAAAUCCCAGCGACACCGUUCACAAUAUCCUCGCGGGGUUGAAAGAAUUGGGGUUUAGGAGAUUUCUAGGCGGGCAUUACUUUAGAGGCGUUGUUUCUAUGUUGAAUCAGUGCCAGGUUGAUAAGAUCAUCGACGGGUUGAGGCUUGAGAGCCCUGAUUUGGCUGUUGCAUUCUUCCAUUGUCUGAGGGAUGAGUAUGGUUUCCAGCACUCGAGGUUUUCGAGGCUUGUUGUUUGCCAUGUUUUGGCGGGAAAGAGGCGAUUCCGAGACCUUCGGUUGUUGUUAAAGAAAAUGCUGCAAGAGGAAGAUUUCAUGUGAUUUCUGGUA
Carica papaya (papaya) is the source of this 510-nucleotide messenger RNA. Lineage: Eukaryota; Viridiplantae; Streptophyta; Magnoliopsida; Brassicales; Caricaceae. The record is from RefSeq and is a predicted model, not a curated record.